AUGGCCUGCUUCAUCAUCCAUGCCUACCGCGCCUCCAUCCCCUCCCCUCCUGUGUCUCCCAUCUUUUUCUUCCUGUCCUCCGUCACCAUGCAGUCGCGGCAAUACUGCAGGAAACCACAGCCGCCACCCCAUCCGCCUCGGUGCUCCUCCGCUGGCGCUGGUGUGCCACAGUCCGGCACAUAUGCGGCUUUCAUAUCGUCGUCAUCACCGUUGCCCAGUCCUGCCCUAACACCACAGCAUCUCCAUCCCUCAGCGAGUAUGCAGCCUCUUGGCAUCCCCCGCCAGGGCGGCGCGCCUGCUGCAUCAGCUCUUCCGCCGCCGGCUGUCUCUCCGUCCCUUUCUCUGCCACCGGACACCACCGUGCUUUCUGUCCACUCGGGCGCCUCUGGCAACAUCUCCCGUAUCGGUGUUCGCGACGUCGCUGAGCUCGUACGCCACCUUGCCGAGUCCCGCUAUAUGACCCGGCAACUGCAGCAGCGCGUCCAUCAGAUGGAGUCCUCCAUGCAAACAGCAGCAACAGACGACUCCACCGUGAGCGACGUUCCCACGCAGCAACGCACCACAGCCGCAGCGCAGGCGGCUGGCGAGCGCCUUGCAACGAGUGGUGAGACCGAUGCCGCCACCGCCGCUGAGCAGGCGACGCCUCUUCAUUACCCUAAUCAAAGGAUGGCGACGAGAGAGAGGCGGCAACGCACCUCCAACGCGCGAGGUGGGGAGUGGGCGCGCACGGCAACCCGCGCCUCCGCGAAGGCGGCGAAGAAGACGAGGAGAGUCUUUGCAGCUUUUCCUCGAUCUCGGUCGCGUGACUCCCUCUCUCCGCGCACUCCACAUCGCUGCUCCUCUACAACGUCGUCCGCGCCAGCCACCGCAUCGACCACUGCAUCCGCAACCACCAGCAGCCUGCCGUCCACCAGUCCAGCCAGCUCCAUCGCCGAGCUGCCAGCGCGUUGUGUGUCCCCUUCUCCGUCAUCACGGUGUGCGUCGAACGGGGUCUGCUCCACUACACCCCCGAAACACGGGCGGCACACAGCAUCACAAAGACCAUAUGGGUCUCGACGAACGCACUCGGCACGAGAGAGGCCAAGGCAGCGGCCGCAUUCUUCGGCCCCCACUAACUGUCGCGACACCGCCGCCGAUAUGCCUCGCAAACCGGGGAUGCAGCGCCGCAGGGGCAGUGCCGAGCGCCACCGAACACAUAGUCGUUCGCAGAAGCGCCGCCAUCACAGAGCGCGCGGCAGCCACGAUAGCACGUUGACGGCAGGGAGAGGAGAUGGAGAUGCAUGUGCGGAAGCGCACGCGGCGUCUGCGUCACUGUCCCGCCACUGCCCACGCACCUCAGCGACCGAGUCGAGGCGGCAUCGCCGCGUCAAACGCGCUGCCGCACAGACAAGGUACCGCGUCUGCUUUUCCAGCUUGCCGCCUCCGCCAGCCGCGUUGCCUGCGCCGGACCAGAUGCGGGGCUCAUCAUCGACGAAGGUAGAGGCGCUUGUGUGGCAGAGGCGCUACUACGAUUUACUGGCCCGGUACACGGAGGAGACGACGCGGCGGGAUGCGGAUCUGGCCGAUAUCCACGAGAUGAUCGAGUAUAUUAGCUGGGAGCAAGACCGACCUCGGCAUUGCCACCGUCAGCGGCACCACGCGCGGACUGCGGAGGAUGAGGCAGAUGGCGGAGGGUGUCCGCCUUCACAAGUUGAUGCAACACCUCACGGCAGCGCGCGAAGUACCGCGGAUGCUGCUCAUGCCGCAAGCGACGAGCACGCUGUAGCGACACCACAGGCGGUCGCUCACACGCCCAACAAUGGCACCAUGCGCACCAAGGCCGAUGACGGCGGCCCCGGCGGUAACGCCACCGCGAGUGAUGCGGUGGCCCCUGUACACGACUCUCUGGAGUGCAUCGAAGCACUGCGUUGUGAGGCGGACGCGUGGCGACAGCGCUGUCUUGCCCUCCUCCAACAGCAGCAGGCGCUCCAACAGCCACAGCAGCGGCUAGGCGGAGAGGUGACGUGGGUCAGCGACACCUCUGUCGCGCCGUUGCCACCGCGGCCUUCGUCGGUGGUGGCAGGGCGGUCACCACUGGCACUCGGCACUGGGCCCAUCUCACGUCAGGUAGAGUUGCUCAUGAGCACGCAUACAUCCACCACGGCGGACGAAGGAGCUGGUGUCAGACCUGGGGGUGGGGACGGUGAGUGUGAAGGGGAUGCCUGCACUGCAGCAGCGCAUCUCACCGAGAAUGCCGUGCACGGCAAGGCGUCGCCGCGAGCGCUGCCGAGCCACCCCUCAACGCCAGCGCCUAUGGCUGCGCAGACACCGCAGUGCUCAUCACCAAGUACCACUCCAGUAGCAGCGGCAGGAGACGCAUCUUCACCGGGCCUCCAGCUGUACCAUCCGUACGCUCCGCCACGCCUGGCUACCAGCUCACACGUCUCCCCGGUAGGGGCGGCGAACUUCGACUCAGGUUUUCCGACGCCACCGCUGCCGUCGCGUGCGCGACAACCAGCGCAGCCCGCAGGCGUCGCGCCGUCGCCGCCAACGGGCUUUCCCAGUCCUAUGGCCUCUCCCUUGCACACCGCACCAGUGAAGCCACCUCUAUUUGUGGGUGUGCCUGGGUAUCAGCCGCUGAGCACACGCCACGGCUCGUGUGCCGCCUGGCCGAGUCAGGCCUUUCCAGCGUUACUCCCGUCAGGUAACGCUCCGCCAUACGGCACCAUCGUCGGCUACACUUUUCCUGCCACCACUUCAGUCUUUUAUGGUGCCCCGUCCUUCGACGUGAGCGACGCCUCCGCGUGGGGAGACGUGACGAGAGGUGGGGCACCGCAGGGCCGCGGACAUGCAGCCAGCAGCACGUCCCCGUGGUCGAUCGAUGCGACUUUUGAGCAACAGCGUCAGAGUAACCUGCCAGUUUCCUGUCCCAGCACCGUACCCGAGGCGCUCACGCCAUACCCGAGCGCUUCCUCCCUCUUCCACGUGCCACCUCCUCCGUCUUCGUCCAUGACCGCCGAGAUUGUGGGUGCGCGUGAGCAACUGGAGCGCGAUAUUCGUCGACAUGACCAGCUGCUGGCGGCGAUUGGGAAGCUGCAGAGGACGGCAGCCGAGCACGCCACGAGACGCGGGCUCUAA
Leishmania mexicana MHOM/GT/2001/U1103 is the source of this 3117-nucleotide messenger RNA. RefSeq lists its product as hypothetical. Lineage: Eukaryota; Euglenozoa; Kinetoplastea; Trypanosomatida; Trypanosomatidae. The coding region runs from base 1 to 3117 and encodes 1038 amino acids. The record is from RefSeq and is a predicted model, not a curated record. The transcript has a single exon.